AUGGCAGACCCCCCAGGGCCCAGCAACCGCCUCCCCUCCGCCAUCUCUGCAUCCCGCCCCACCCCGCCAGACACCCACCACCCAGUCAUAGUCUCCCCCGAAAACAGGAAUAUCGUACAGCUCUCUCCUAGCAAGACCAGCGACCACGAAGAUGAGGUCCACGACUAUACCGAAGACGCCCCGCAGGCGAUGGUGGACGCUGUCGCAAUGGAGAUAGCCAAGCACGAGCAGGAGGGACCACCCGAGAUGAUGGCAGGCAGCAUGGCGAGCUGGGCAGGCGUCGACGAUGGAGACGGAGGAAUAUUCCCAUCGUCCAUCACCCGCACGCACAUGCGGACCGGCUCGAGGCGCGCAUCAAUUGCCUCCCGCCAUUCGGUAUCUUCCUUCGCUCGGCCGUCUGGCACAUAUAGGAGACAAGGGUCGUCCCAAAUCGACCUCAUUCGCUCAUCCGGAUCUCAAGUAUUCGCACUAGACAACGACGAGAAUGAAGGGGCCGGAGAAGAAGAGCACGCAGCUCAUCGAUACAUUCCGAGCCACCGAGAGUCGAGAAGAGGGAGGGCUGGCUCUGAAGCGCAGCCUGGGAGCUACUUUUCCUAUCGGGCCUACGAGAGAGAGCCAAAUGACGACUACAGCACCUCUCCAGAGGCUGAACGCUUUUCUCCGACUUCAGCAAGCCCGACCCAGCCAUCGACGGCUUUGGGUAGGAUCGCGUCCUUUAUGGGAUUUGCUCGACCCGAGGCAGAUGACGAGGAAGCUCUCUAUGGCGAUGGUCAUUCGUAUCGUCCAUCACAUCCUCGCUCACGGUCGCGGCGUGGCUCUACAGAGUCUAGAGCAUACUCCUAUCAGCAAUCCAUGAGCCCCACCGGCAGCGAUGAUGAAUGGGGAUACGGUGAUCAGGAUAUGGACUAUGAUGAGGAAGAUGAUUAUCAUUCUUCGCUUGCCGACGACACAUCACUACCUCCUCAAUCUCGUCCCGGGUCUCCGUCCAUUCCGCUUGUGCCGUCUGCAACAGACGGCAUCUUUGGUGAACCACACGCUGGGCCGUACGAGGACCAGGAACCUCGGGACUUUGUCAGUGUGGCAGUCCCCUCCCGGCAAACUGUGGUACUUCCCGACGAAGAUCUAUCCAUCCGAUUCACAUGCUACAGGACAGAUCGGCUUUGGAACGUCAUCUGGCUCAUUGGCUGUGUCCUUUCCUUGGGAGCACUUGGUCUAUUUGGGAGGUGGGUGCCGAAAAUUUGGGUUCAAUUUGUCGGUAAAGAGGUGGCAUUUGACGAGGCACCCGAGGGCAGCUGGCUUGUUGUCGAAACACCUUAUGGCGAUCUUCAUAUCAUCUCACUAGACAUCAUUGCCUACCCGUAUCCCCUAUCGACUGUCUUUCCUCAAUCUAUUCCGCCCGUCAUGGUUUCUCCAUCCAGCACCUCUCACUCUCCUUCGAGCUCUAUCUGGGAAGAGACUACGGGCUUGUUAAAGGUCAUGGAAUACAGGUACACCAAGUUUGCUUUGGAUCCUACUACCGGGAGAUGGACUAUGAUCAGGGACUGGAGGGACCCGAGAUGGACUUCCAGCAGGGCUGUGGCGCAGGGACUUACUAGCUUGGUCAAGGAGCAAAGGUUGGCUCUGAUGGGCGAAAACAUGAUUGACAUUGCUUCCAAAUCCGUUGUUGGUCUUCUCGUUGACGAAGUCCUCCACCCAUUCUAUGUCUUCCAAAUUGCUUCCAUCAUCCUUUGGUCCUUGGAUGAUUACUACUACUACGCUUUCGCCAUCGCACUCAUUAGUGUCACCAGCAUCAUGUCCACUUUGAUGGAGACCAAGCGGACCAUCGAGCGCAUGCGCGAAAUGUCCCGGUUCCACUGCGAUGUCAAAGUACUCGUCGACGGAGAGUGGCAGAUCGUAGACUGUGCCCAACUCGUACCCGGUGACAUCUUUGAUUCCUCCGACCCCAAUCUCGGUGUUUUCCCCUGUGACGCUCUGUUGCUGUCGGGAGAUGCUAUCGUCAACGAAUCGAUGCUUACUGGUGAAUCUGUUCCUGUAAGCAAGAUCCCAGCAAAAGACGAGACUCUCCGAGCCCUCUCGAGAGAGACCAAACACGGCUCAUCAGAGAUUGACGCCGAUCUGGCCAAGCACUACCUGUUCUCUGGAACCAAAAUCAUCCGAGUCAGAGCAGGCGCCAAACCUGCUUGGGCUCCCGCAAGCGAGGCACCUGUUGCUUUAGCCAUGGUCACGCGCACAGGAUUCAACACCACCAAAGGUGCCCUUGUGCGAUCCAUGCUCUUCCCCAAACCGAUGGGCUUCAAGUUCUAUCGGGAUUCGAUGAACUUUAUCGGUGUAUUGACGAUCAUUGCUGGGCUGGGCUUUGCCGUCUCGGCAGUCCAGUUCGUCAGAAUUGGUAUCGCUUGGCAUACAAUCAUGCUGCGAGCUCUGGAUCUUAUCACUAUUGUCGUCCCUCCUGCUCUUCCUGCAACUCUGACUAUCGGUACGACAUUUGCCAUCGAUAGGUUGCGAAAGAGUGGCAUCUUCUGCAUCUCUCCGAACCGAGUCAACAUCGGAGGCAAGGUCAAUGUCGUCUGCUUUGACAAGACCGGCACCCUCACAGAAGAUGGUCUUGACGUUCUCGGUGCGCGUACUAUCGAUAAGCCUGACCGACGGUUCUCCGAGCUCCACUCUGACAUUACCGACCUCCCCAUCGAAGGCGGAAUCCAUGGCAAUACCCCUCUCCUCUAUGCUCUCGCUACUUGCCAUGCGUUAAAGUUGAUUGAUGGCGAAAUCAUGGGCGAUCCGCUUGAUAUCAAAAUGUUUGAGUACACCGGUUGGACCUUGGACGAGGGGCAGUCGAGGCCUGUCACCAAAGGAAGCGCGGGAGGUGUCAGGCCUCAGGCCUUGGUACAGACUGUUGUGAGGCCGCCGGGUACCGAUAAGUGGAGGAUGGAGGAUGCUUUGAAACAAGGAUCAAAGCAUGCGCACUUCCUGGAGAUCGGUGUCAUUAGAACAUUGGAUUUCGUCUCUGCUCUGCGAAGGAUGAGUGUCAUUGUCAAGAGGCUUAGAUCGACAAGUAUGGAGAUCUACGUGAAGGGCGCGCCCGAAGUGAUGCCUGACAUCUGUGACCCGGCUUCUUUCCCCAUCGACUAUGAAGACAUGCUGUCUUACUAUACCAGAAACGGUUAUCGUGUCAUCGCCAUCGCAGGAAAGUCUAUCGAGGGCAUGACCUGGCUCAAGGCCCAGCGAAUGAGACGUGAGGCUGCCGAGUCCGACUUGCAGUUCCUUGGUUUCAUCGUUUUCGAAAACAAGCUGAAAGCUGGAACCACCCCCAACAUUCACACCCUCCGUGCUGCCCAUCUCGCAUGCCGUAUGGUUACCGGCGACAACGUCCGUACUGCCAUUUCGGUCGCUCGAGAAUGCGGUCUCGUCUCGCACUCUGCCAGCGUGUACAUUCCCACAUUUGUCCCUGGCACCGGAAACGCCGAGGAUGCCAGGAUCGAUUGGACGAGUGUAGACGAUGAUAAGCUACAGUUGGACGAGUGGUCGUUGAAACCCUUGACGAAUCAGGUCGGCGUAGCAAUGGACACGGCGGAAGCUGAGAUGCACGACUAUCAACUGGCGGUGACUGGUGACGUCUUCAAGUGGAUGCUGGAAUAUGCCGAGUUUGAAACAAUGGAAAGAAUGCUGGUGAAGGGCGUCAUCUUUGCUCGAAUGUCUCCUGAUGAAAAGGCUGAAUUGGUGGAACGUCUUCAAGCACUCGGUUAUACUGUGGCCUUCUGCGGAGACGGCGCCAAUGACUGCGGUGCCCUCAAAGCAGCCGAUGUCGGCGUAUCUCUGUCGGAAGCAGAAGCGUCCGUUGCUGCUCCCUUUACGAGUCGGAUCCCCGAUAUCAGUUGCAUGGUCGAGAUCAUCAAGGAGGGUAGGGCGGCUUUGGUCACGAGUUUCAGCUGCUUCAAGUACAUGGCGCUAUACUCUAUGAUCCAAUUUGCUACAGUCACUCUUCUGUACUCGUUUGCGUCAAGUCUGGGAGACUUCCAGUUCCUCUACAUCGAUCUCUUCAUCAUCAUUCCGGUCGCGGUUGCUAUGGGACGAACCCUGCCCUUCCCCAAGAUACACCCGAAGAGGCCGACAGCGAGUCUUGUCUCUCGAAAGGUCUUAAUCAGUAUAAUCGGCCAGAUCGUCAUCAACGCUGCUGUCCAGGUAGUCGUCUUCGUCUGGGUCAGGAGACAGCCAUGGUACACGAAACCCGACACCAACGUGGACAAGCUGGAAACAAUCAACUAUGAAAACUCGGCAUUGUUCCUUGUAUCUUGCUUCCAGUAUAUCUUGGUCGCCGGUGUCUUCAGUGUUGGCCCCCCAUAUCGCAAACCACUCUGGACUAAUCCUUCUCUCGUAUCCUGCCUUGUCGCCCUCGGUGCCUUCAGUACCUAUAUUGUCCUCUCUCCCGCCAAAUCUAUAGCUGUCAUACUCGAUCUCAUGUCUCUCAAGUUUGGAUUCAAGCUACAACUAUUGGGAAUUGCUGGUAUCAACAUUAUCGCCAGUUUCGCUUUUGAGCGGUUUGGAGAACGACCGAUCUCGAGGCUGAUAGUCGGAGUAAAGAGGUGGAUGUGGAGGAGAGGUAGGAGAAGGGAGUAUAGGCCGAUAGAGAGAGAGGUCAGAUAG
Cryptococcus wingfieldii CBS 7118 is the source of this 4641-nucleotide messenger RNA. Its product is annotated as cation-transporting ATPase 13A3/4/5. The coding region runs from base 1 to 4641 and encodes 1546 amino acids. Gene Ontology annotation, cellular component: membrane. Gene Ontology annotation, molecular function: P-type ion transporter activity; ATP binding; ATP hydrolysis activity. Gene Ontology annotation, biological process: intracellular calcium ion homeostasis. Lineage: Eukaryota; Fungi; Basidiomycota; Tremellomycetes; Tremellales; Cryptococcaceae. The transcript is spliced from 14 exons. The record is from RefSeq and is a predicted model, not a curated record.